This is a messenger RNA of Frankliniella occidentalis (western flower thrips), 2089 nucleotides long. It is a transcript of the gene CCT5, whose product is annotated as T-complex protein 1 subunit epsilon. Bases 143 to 1765 code for a protein of 540 amino acids. Gene Ontology annotation, molecular function: ATP binding; ATP-dependent protein folding chaperone; ATP hydrolysis activity. Gene Ontology annotation, biological process: protein folding. Gene Ontology annotation, cellular component: chaperonin-containing T-complex. NCBI's taxonomy places the organism in Eukaryota, Metazoa, Arthropoda, Insecta, Thysanoptera, Thripidae. The transcript has 9 exons. The record is from RefSeq and is a predicted model, not a curated record.
CACCACCCCUCACCGCACCUCACCUCUCCCUCAACUCCGGCGGUCACGUUAUGGCGACGGUGUAAGUUCAGCCGCAUUGCCCAAGGCAUUGUUGUAAUUCCAGUCUAGAUCUAGGUUCCCUGUUGAACCAAAAAAUAUCAUCAUGCCCGGAAUACCGGGCUCGCUGACUUUCGACGAGUAUGGUCGUCCUUUCAUCAUUAUUCGUGAUCAGGAAAAGCAGAACAGAUUAACUGGCAACGAUGCUAUCAAGCAACACAUCAUGGCUGGGCGCCAGAUUGCGAACACACUGCGGUCUUCAUUGGGCCCCAAAGGACUCGAUAAGAUGAUGGUAUCUUCUGAUGGAGAUGUUACUGUUACUAAUGACGGGGCUACCAUUCUGAAGAUGAUGGAUGUUGACCACGAAAUCGCCAAGCUCAUGGUCCAGUUAUCUCAGUCACAGGACGAUGAAAUUGGUGAUGGCACAACUGGUGUUGUGGUGUUGGCUGGUGCUCUUCUUGAGCAAGCUGAACAACUACUUGAUAAGGGCAUUCACCCCAUUCGCAUAGCUGAUGGGUUUGAACUAGCUGCUCAGUUCGCUGCGAAACAUCUAGACACUAUUUCUGAUAGUUUUCCUGUUGAUACCAACAACCUAGAACCUCUUAUUAGGACUGCCAUGACAACUCUUGGCUCCAAAAUUGUUAACAAAUGCCACAGACAAAUGGCUGAAAUUGCAGUAAAUGCUGUAAUGGCUGUUGCUGACAUGGAAAAGAGAGAUGUGAACUUUGAACUUAUUAAAAUGGAAGGCAAAGUUGGUGGGCGCUUGGAAGAUACAAUGCUUGUGAAAGGUGUCAUUGUUGACAAGGACUUUUCUCACCCUCAGAUGCCCAAGGUUCUGAGAGAUGUUAAGCUUGCUAUCCUCACAUGCCCCUUUGAACCACCAAAACCCAAAACCAAGCAUAAGCUGGAUGUUACAUCUGUCGAAGAUUACAAGGAAUUAAGGAAAUAUGAAGUGGAGACUUUCUUAAAGAUGGUUCAGCAGGUUAAAGAUGCCGGUGCCACCCUAGCCAUUUGCCAGUGGGGCUUUGAUGAUGAAGCCAACCAUCUUUUACUUCAAAAGGAGUUGCCUGCCGUUCGUUGGGUCGGCGGACCUGAAAUUGAGCUCAUUGCUAUUGCAACUGGAGGCCGUAUUGUGCCUAGAUUUGAAGAGUUGACUGCUGAGAAGUUAGGGUCUGCGGGUCUUGUUAGAGAACUUGUCUUUGGAACUACCAAGGAAAGGAUGUUAGUCAUUGAGGAAUGCAAGAACUCGCGAGCAGUCACCAUCUUCAUUCGUGGAGGAAAUAAAAUGAUUGUUGAUGAAGCUAAGCGAUCUCUUCAUGAUGCCCUGUGCGUAGUCCGGAACUUGGUUCAGGACAACAGGGUGGUUUAUGGAGGGGGAGCUUCUGAAAUCUCGUGCGCAAUUGCAGUUUCACAGGAGGCUGACAAGAUUUCCACCCUUGAGCAGUAUGCUUUCCGUGCCUUUGCUGAUGCAUUGGAAAUGAUUCCAUUGUCUCUAGCUGAAAACUCAGGCUUGUCAAAUAUGGAAACUCUCACAGAAGUGAAGGCUCGUCAGGUCAAGGAGAAAAACCCUGCUCUUGGUAUUGAUUGUAUGCUGAAGGGAACCGCAGAUAUGAAGACUCAACAUGUUAUUGAAACUCUGCACAGCAAGAAACAACAAAUUGUAUUAGCAACGCAGAUGGUCAAGAUGAUCCUGAAAAUUGAUGACAUCCGCUCGCAUGCUGAACAUUGAUCUUAUCUAUGUACGCUGUGGUGUUGAGUUUUGAACAUGGAGCGUGCCCUUCUUAAAGCAUUAGUAUUUUGAGAUUCAUCAUUCACAUAUUUUCUCUAGCUCUAUGGUUCAUUCCAUUUCACAAAUGUACUUCGAGGUAUAGCUUUGCUUACCGUUAUUUUCAUACUCCCAGUGUUGCAUGCAUUUUCAUGUGCAAGUCUGUUUUAUUAACAUAAUUAAUUUAUAAUUAUUGCUUCUUAUUGUUGGCUGGUUUUGUUUGAGCCAAUAAUGUAACACCACUGUGAUCAAUACUUUGCAAUUUGUAAUAAACCUCAGUAACUGUUA